AUGGCGACGAAUCAAGUUUUGGACACAAUCAUCAUCGGGGCUGGUUGGUCCGGUGCCGUCGCUGCGCGUGAACUUGCGAGCAAGGGCCGCAAGGUGUUGGUGCUAGAGGCUAGAGACAGAGUCGGAGGACGUGCAAAUACAUGGGUGAAGGGGGACGUCAAGGUUGACGUGGGAUGCAGCUGGAUCCACGGUUACAAGGAGGGCAACCCUGCUAGAUAUAUCGCACAAGACCUUGGUGUUGUCGCGCAUCUGCCCAAAGCCGCCGAAGGUGUGGUUUACGGCCCGGACGGCCGUCUCACCAGCUCCGAGGCUGACGGUCUUCGCGCGUCCCUGGGGGCUGCGCAUGCGUCUGCUAAGCUUCCUCACCCAUCUCCCCCGCCCGAUGUUUCACUUGCAUCCGCCCUCUUCGCCGAUAAAUCAGCACUGGUUGCAUCGGACCACAAAGACUUGGCCAUCGCACUUGCUCGGUCCCUGGAGAUCCCUUUGGGGCUCAAGCUCGAGAAAGCAUCUUUGAAGUGGUCAGGAUGGGAGACUGCGACCGCCUUCGCCGGCUCUGAUGCUGCCCCCGAGGGAGGAUACGAGGCCUUGGUCAACAAGGUCGUCGACGAUGCCAAGGCAAAGGGCGCCGAGGUGAAGCUGAGCACCAAGAUUGCUGGUGUGUCACAGAGCGAGGACGGAGUCAUUGUGACCGAUGCCCAGGGCAACAAGUUCACCGCGAAGACCGCCAUUUCCACUAUCCCACUUGGCACCCUCAAGGCUCUCCCGGAGAGCACCUUCAACCCUGCCCUUCCUCCUCGCUUGCAGGAGGCGAUCAAGGGCACUCAUGUCGGGGUGUUGGAGAAGCUCCUGCUUCAGUACCCGACAGCCUGGUGGCCAGAGGCCGAUAAGGCGGGCUCAUACACUUUCUUGCCUACCUCUACAAAGCCCGUCACCGAGACCUCGGCGCCUACCGAGAUCUUUGAGGCAUCUACCUUGGUCUGCGCCAACUUCGCCAGCCCGUCCCUCCCUGGCGCGAGCCCGACCCUCCUAACGUAUCUUUCUGAAACCCCUGCCACCGCCCUUCUUCGCUUCGACCCCAAGGAAGUUGCCGCAGCCUACCACAAGUUCCUCGUCUCCCGUUUCAAGCCUUCCUCCCAGCCUCCGGAACCGGUCGAGACCAACUUGACGAACUGGUUGACAGAUGAAUUUUCGCGCGGUGCCACGACGACCCCAUCCAUCGUCUCGAACAAUGGCGAGCGAAGCCCUCUCGACUUCAAGGAACUGAGCAGGCCCGUCUGGGACGGCAAGCUUGGAUUUGCCGGCGAGCACACUGAGAUGGAAAACCGCGGAAGUGUUGCUGGCGCGGUUAUCAGUGGCUACCGCGAGGCCGAGCGCGUCGGAAGGCUGUUGAGGUUGAUCGAGGAGAGUGCGAAAUUGUAA
Molecule: messenger RNA, 1419 nt
Organism: Colletotrichum spaethianum
Lineage: Eukaryota; Fungi; Ascomycota; Sordariomycetes; Glomerellales; Glomerellaceae
Product: lysine-specific histone demethylase 1 1
Exons: 3
Coding region: 1-1419 (472 amino acids)
Molecular function (GO): oxidoreductase activity
Source: RefSeq, a predicted model, not a curated record